This is a messenger RNA of Cheilinus undulatus (humphead wrasse), 3157 nucleotides long. Its product is annotated as probable G-protein coupled receptor 132. The coding region runs from base 1972 to 2976 and encodes 334 amino acids. Lineage: Eukaryota; Metazoa; Chordata; Actinopteri; Labriformes; Labridae. Gene Ontology annotation, cellular component: membrane. The transcript has 2 exons. The record is from RefSeq and is a predicted model, not a curated record. Gene Ontology annotation, biological process: G protein-coupled receptor signaling pathway. Gene Ontology annotation, molecular function: G protein-coupled receptor activity.
AUGGGUAGUUAGUAUUUUUAAAAAGUUUUGCAAAAAAAAGCAUCAAUAUGGUUUAAGUUGUCAAAAUAAGUGGCAGAAUGGGGAGAAAAAAUGGUUAACUUGGUUAAAAUUAGCAUGAAUUAAUUAUUGCAACAUCAAUUUCAACUCAGUAAUAGCUUACCAAAUGAGGUAACUGUUAGCCAGGAUGCUAGCACCAAUGCUACUGAUCCAACACACAUACACUGAUCAUCAUUACAUCACAACCAGUGUUGGGUAGUGUUACUUUUGAAACUAACUCGUUAGAUUACUGCGUUACAUAUUGAGAAAAGUAAUUUGUUACGUUAUUGCGUUACCUACUUCUAAAAGUAACGCGUUAGAGUACUUUUGCAUUACUAAAUAUUAAAACCCUUUAGCCACUCGUUCUACUCGGCGGUUGAAAAAACGACAGAUAACGAAUGCAUGUCUGCAUUUGAAUGUGCAGACUCUAAUGCCAAUGUACAGCCUAAUUUACAGCCGAUUAUCUGUAUAUUUGAAGCCUUAGAACACCGCUAACAGACAGGAAAACCUUUACAGCUCUUUAACAUGUUCACAAUCUGACAACAAGCUGAGCAGAGGCAGACAGGAUCACUCCAACGCUGUGCGUAAUAACCGCGCGUAAUUGGAACAACUGAUUCAAUGAAAGCAAACAGAGCUUUUAAACUUACGUUUUACCAGGAUGCUGCUCUUGUCCCUUUCAUCCAAAAAUCCAUCCUAAUGGGGAUAAUUCCACAGUGGCCUGCUGUCCUCUUUGACAUCUCACUGGCUCAACAAGCUAACAAUGCGCGUGUAAUGGCACAGAAUGUUUACCUUCCGCUGGCACGUGCCAACAUGACUACAGGAAGAGAGAAGGACAAACAGAGCUUCAAGGAGCUUCUUUAUUUCUUUCUCUCUUUUUGAAGCCACGGAAGAGAGAGGAAGUUUGGGAUUUUCCUUUAGUAACAGAAUACUUUUGUGUAAAUGUAACUAAUAACGGGAUUACUUGAAUUGUUAAACUAACACGUUACGUUACUCAUUACUCCAAAAAAGUAAUCUGAGUACACUAAGGGAUUACUUUGUAAGGCGUUACCCCCAACACUGGUCACAACUGGGGAGGACCCAUACUCUGGGGGUUUUCAGGGACCAGCCAGAUCCAGAAGACACACCUUGACUUGCCUGAAGGGACACUAGUGUGCCUGGUCACACCAUUUGAGAACCACUGCUAUAAGGUAUGAGGUAACUUUCCAGUGUUGGUGAACCUGAUUGUAAGCGUCACCUCUGAUGUGCUGAAAUGCAUGUUUAAAGAAAGAAAAACAUCAGGGUUAAUGUGUUUAAUGGCAUGUAGCCAGUACACCACAACCUAAAGGCCAUUAGUGGAAACCCUCUAUAAGUUCCUCCUCUCACAGCCCCUGUCCACCUUCAUCAUCCUGUCUACUGCUGGAGUUAGUCUGACACGGGCAGAAAGAGAGAGUGCAUGUUUUUGUUCGGGGCCAGAAAGGCGUUCUCCUGCCUCAGGAUGUUGCCUUUAAAGCUGAAGAAGUGGGUUUCCUGUCGAGGAAAUGAUCACAGAAAAGACAAGGCUUAGUCGAGACUCUUUGUUCCCAGGAUUUCUCGAGUACAGGUCGCACAGCUGCAGAGUCGGGAGCAGGCAGUCUCCUCAUCCUAAUGGGUGAAUGAAAUAUUUAUGUCUGAAUAUUAUGAUUUAAUUCUUCAUGUAGCUGCUGACGCUACACCAUCUGAAAAUGCUCUCUCUGUCCCCUACAGGUGUUUGCUUCCCCUGAUGGAUCCUGGAUAAACUUUUCUGCUGGAGAACUUUUGCAUCAGCUGAAUGGGUGGAAUCUUUAGAUGGGAAUUUCUUGUUUUUUCCUCCAAUAAGGAAUGGGUAUUCACACCCCGACUCAUCCUCCAGAUCUAAGUCCAAUCACUGCGUAAAAUCUUCUGGACAUUUUCCAUGUAAGGUGCUUGAUCAUCAGAGACAUGUCCAAUGCCAGCUGCGACCUCCCCCUGGACACAGACACUCUGGGGCUGACCUGUAUCUACAGCCUGAUCUUCUCCUUAGGUCUCCCCAGCAACUUACUGUCUCUGUGGGGACUGUACCACCUGGGCCGCUCAGGUGGCGGAGGCUGCCAGCUGGUCUACAUCCUCAACCUGCUUCUUUCAGACCUCCUCCAGCUGCUCACACUGCCGCUGUGGAUCCUCUAUCUCCGAGGCGGGCAUCUUUGGCCCUACGGCCAGCUGACCUGUGAGCUGGUGGGCUACGUAUUUUAUGUGAACAUCUACGCCAGCGUCAUGUUCCUGUGCCUGAUAGCGCUGGACCGGUGCCUCGCCAUCGUGUACCCGCUGAGUAGCCGUAGGGUGCGGACCGUCAGGGUGGCAGCUGUGUGUGGGGUGGCAGUGUGGACCCUCACCUUCCUGUUCUGCCUGACUGGGCUUCUGCCUACAGUGUUUGAUGAAGAUAGGCUGCUGUGUCUGGAGCAGUACCCUGUCAGUCCCUCAUAUGCUCGCUUCAAGCUCACCACUGUGGCCCUGGGGUUUCUGCUGCCAUGCACCAUACUAGGAUACACCUCUGCCCACAUUGGAGUGACUCUACGGCGAUCUCCCUCCCUCUCCGACUACGAACGCCACAGAAUCGUGGGCAUCCUGGUUGUGAUAACCGUCAACUUCAUGGCGGUGUUUGGACCCUAUCACCUGGUGUGUGGAUACAGAUUUGUGUCCCUGCUGCUGACCGAUGAGCCAUGUGGACUGGAGCGUUCCAUUUUUCUUAUCUAUCGUAUUUGCUAUGGCCUGACCAGCCUCAACACACUGCUGGAUCCCCUCUUCUACAUCUUCCUGUGCCCCGAUGCUCGGCUAGAGCUGCAAAGGUCCUUGCCCUGUGUGGGGAGGGGGCAGAGCGGGGCUAAAAAGAUAACUCUGAGUGUAAGAGCUCAACCAGAAACUCAGAGGGAAAGUCAAACAGGACAUAAUAAUCCCCUAGUAAUAUAGCUGUGACUCUCCACAGACUGAUAUUAUACUAGAGCUGUGAUCCUCAAUGCACGGCUCUGGGGCCACAUGUGGCUCUCUUGUGAUGAUUUGUGGCUUUUUUGUGUCUUAAUUUGAAUAUUAUUCCCCCAGAAAACCUGAAAAAAGGAAAAUUUGACCUCAGAAAUGAUCCAUUGCCAGUCAC